Molecule: messenger RNA, 1001 nt
Organism: Arabidopsis lyrata subsp. lyrata
Lineage: Eukaryota; Viridiplantae; Streptophyta; Magnoliopsida; Brassicales; Brassicaceae
Product: oxygen-evolving enhancer protein 2-1, chloroplastic
Exons: 4
Coding region: 105-893 (262 amino acids)
Biological process (GO): photosynthesis
Cellular component (GO): extrinsic component of membrane; photosystem II; photosystem II oxygen evolving complex
Molecular function (GO): calcium ion binding
Source: RefSeq, a predicted model, not a curated record
CCAAAAACCAGCCAAUGAACACAAGUCUUUUCUCUUAAAAACACUUUCAUCACUUUUGGUCUUCAGGUUGCAACAAGAAAGAGAAAGAGAAAAGAAAAGAGAGAAUGGCGUACAGCGCGUGCUUCUUGCACCAGAGUGCACUUGCCUCCUCCACCGGACGAUCAUCAUCUUCCUCGUCGUCCCGUCACGUGUCCCUCUCAAGACCCGUCCAUUUAGUAUGUAGAGCUCAACAGUCUCAGGAAGACGAUAACUCUGCUGUUUCCCGCCGUCUUGCUCUCACCUUACUCGUUGGUGCUGCAGCCAUCGGAUCCAAAGUCUCUCCUGCUGACGCCGCCUAUGGUGAAGCCGCUAAUGUGUUUGGUAAGCCAAAGAAGAACACAGAUUUCCUGCCGUACACAGGAGAAGGAUUCAAAAUCCAGAUCCCAUCAAAGUGGAACCCAAGUAAAGAAAUUGAGUAUCCAGGACAAGUCCUAAGGUUCGAGGACAACUUCGACGCCACCAGCAAUGUCUCUGUCAUGAUCACUCCUACAGACAAGAAAUCCAUCACUGAUUAUGGUUCUCCUGAACAGUUUCUAUCUCAGGUGAAUUAUCUCCUGGGAAAGCAAGCUUACUUCGGCGAAACAGCCUCUGAGGGAGGGUUUGAUGCAAAUGCAGUAGCAACUGCAAACAUUCUUGAAACAUCUACACAAGAAAUCGGAGGGAAACAGUACUAUUACUUGUCGGUUUUGACAAGAACAGCUGAUGGAGAUGAAGGUGGGAAGCACCAACUGAUAACAGCCACUGUGAACGGUGGAAAGCUUUACAUCUGCAAAGCACAAGCAGGAGACAAGAGGUGGUUCAAAGGAGCUAGGAAGUUCGUCGAGAAUGCUGCUACUUCCUUCAGUGUUGCUUGAAACUGAAUUAUAAACAUUAAUGGAAUGCUCUGUUUUCUGUUGUCUUCUUCCUCAUUGUCCCUUGUAUAAAAAAUGGAUCAAGUACACAAAACAAGCAUUUGAGUACUA